UUUGUAAGAAAUCACAUCUGUUUAGUCUCGCACCUUGGGAUAUUGCUGUGCUCUUUGAGAUUUAUCUCAUAUUUAGUUAUGAUUUAGAUAGUUAAUAUUUCAAGUUUUUUUAAAUCUAAUAUUGGGGAAGAACUCGUAUUUGAAAAAAAGUUGUUUUGUUAGCUUAGCUUUGGGUGGGAUACGCUUUGGUGAACUCAUACGAUGACUUCCGCUGCAAUGUAAACAUCCUGCUGAAGUGAACAAGUAGCAAGAUGAGCUCACCAGUCAACGGUAUCAGGCGGAAAAGCAAUUCGGAGUCAGAGUCAAUGGAUCUCGUCAACGACAAGAUGGUCACAUUUAACUUGGGUGAAAAUUUCACCGACGAGUCGGAUGGUGGUAGUCAAGUUAAUGGAGUGAAAAGGAGAAAUGCAAGAUUUUCAAGGACCAGCCAAGACACGGAAAAGGGGAGGAGAACCAAAUCUCUGUAUGGUGUUAUGCCAAAUUGCAAGUUUGGUCCAUGUGGUUCCAUCUUGGAUGAUUCAGCCACUUCUUUAACCAUUCCGGACCCUGGAAGUCAGAAACUGAAUUGGAACAAACCCCCUCUUACUGUCCUGGUCAUUAAGAAGAUGCAUGAUGAGAACGCAUUGUCUGCAUUUACCCAACUUGUCAAGUGGCUGAUUCAGGAUAAGCAUAUGGUUGUGUACGUAGAGAAGGCGGUUUUUGAUGACGCCAUGUGUACAGGCAGCCGAAUGUGUCGAGAACUUCAGAAACAGAUAAAAACGUUUGAAGAAGAUAAAGAUGACUUGACCAACAAAAUUGACUUUGUCAUAUGUUUGGGAGGGGAUGGUACUUUGUUAUAUGCAUCAUCUCUCUUCCAGGCCAGCAUGCCUCCUGUGAUGGCUUUCAACAUGGGAUCCCUUGGAUUUUUAACUCCAUUCAGUUUUCAUAAUUACAAGGAACAAGUCACACAAGUUCUUGAAGGAAAUGCAGGCUUGCUCCUGCGGUACAGACUUAAGUGUGUGAUAUGUAGGAAGGACUCCCACAUGGCUAAGAUCCCACACGUGAAGCAGAUCCAGAGGUCUCACAGCACUGUUCAGUCCAAAACCCAUCUACUUGUGUUCAAUGAAGUAGUGGUAGAUAGAGGCCAGUCUCCCUACCUCAGCAAUAUUGACUUGUACGUGGAGGGCAAGCUAGUCACCACAGUACAGGGGGAUGGUCUCAUCAUCUCUACACCGACAGGAAGUACGGCCUACGCAGUGGCAGCUGGAGCAUCCAUGGUCCACCCUAAUGUCCCCGCAAUAGUCAUCACUCCCAUCUGUCCUCACUCUCUCUCAUUCCGACCUGUUGUCGUCCCAGCAGGAGUAGAAAUUAAGAUAAUGGUCUCACCAGAAGCUAGAAAUUCAGCUUGGGUGUCACUUGAUGGAAGAAAUCGACAAGAAAUUUUUCAAGGAGACAGUGUUCGAAUCACCACAGCUCAGUACCCAGUUCCCUCUGUAUGUGCUAAGGAUCAGAUGGAUGACUGGUUUGAAUCUUUGGCCGAAUGUCUCCACUGGAAUGUCCGAAAACCCCAGAAAGCCAUGCCAGGUCUCACAGAAUCUCCCAGUACAGCCAGUAUUAAUGAUAGCAGUUAACGGAGGCUUCACGCUUGCUCUCAAGACAUUAUCAUUAUCAUAUCAUUUUGCUCAAAACUGGACUUUCUUUUCAUGAAUCAAGGUUUUCUUCAGGGAGUCAUUGUAAAUAGAAACCAUUAUUUGCAACUUUAUACACAAUCCACAGAUAACCAUCAGCCACAUUUUUAACCUUAUACUUUGGCUGCACAGGGCAGAUGUUGACUGUUGUUUUUUUUUAAUAAUAAUGAAAGAGAUUUUCAGAGGUAAUAGUCCUUAAUAUGGUGUUAUUAAGUCUCCAGAAACAAAGUUGUUAAGAAAUCUUUCGUAAUGUGCAUUUAGUUAUCAUCUGCCUGUCUUGAGAGAAAUAUUUAACAUAAGGAUUGUUAUUAUCUUUUUUUUUUUUGCUUAAUAUGAAAGGGUAUGCAAAUCAAAACUGUGGAUGUGUUACAUCUUUCAAUUUUUAAUGAGAUGCAAGACACGAUUUUGGCUAAAAGAGGACAUCUAUAAUUUUCAACUACCGGUAAUGAAACAGAAGUCCAUUAGCUUUAUGUUAUUUUAAAAUAUACAUAAAGUGUCAUAAAGUGCUAGAGAGAUUUCACUUUGCUUUUGAGUUAGUUGAGUUAAAGUUGGAAUUAUACUUUAAUGUGUUCAGACAAACAUUGCAAGCAUAUAUACAGUUAAACAUGCUUUUAACAAAUAUUGAUGCUUAUAGCAAAGUGAUUUUCAUUCCAUGUGGGUUUUAAAAAUAUUUUGAAGCUAACAGAUAUAAGGAAUUAUAAUUAUUAUGAAGCAAAAUCGCCUCUCCCUGGCACAUGAUAUAAACAUGUUUUACCAUAUACUACAACCUGAAUUGUUUAAACCUGCAAUAUGUUCCUGUCAGUGGUCAACAGUAUUCCUAUCUACAAGAAUUUCUUUUGUAAAUAAUGAAGCAAAAGUAAUUUCAAGCUGCAUCCCCAGAUAUCUAAUAUCAAGGACCCCAUUAUUCUUGAAAAAAAGUAAUUUCAAGCUGCAUCUCCAGAUAUCUAAUAUCAAGGAUCCAAAUAUUCUUUAAAAUUACGGUAGUCAAAAUCUUUCCUAUGCAGGCAUGGGUCUCUUGGAGGAACUGUGGUUAUUAUAUUAACUUCUUUAGAUGGAAACAUUUUUGUGUUCAUUACUUUUGCAUAGAAGAUAAAAGGGAAUAUGAGCUUGGAAAUUGAAAUUCAUAUCAUUUUGGUGAAGGCAUUUGCAUUUUGCAAGUGUGUGAACAUUUAAUAUGAUCUCAUAUUAUGUAAUGAUCAUUGUUUUAGAUGCUCUUUAAUGUUUUAAUAGUUGAUACAUGAUAAUGAAUGAUGAAACAAUUUUAAAUUGUU
Molecule: messenger RNA, 2938 nt
Organism: Saccostrea cuccullata (small rock oyster)
Lineage: Eukaryota; Metazoa; Mollusca; Bivalvia; Ostreida; Ostreidae
Product: NAD kinase-like
Exons: 12
Coding region: 252-1610 (452 amino acids)
Biological process (GO): NAD+ metabolic process; NADP+ biosynthetic process; carbohydrate metabolic process
Molecular function (GO): NAD+ kinase activity; L-iduronidase activity
Source: RefSeq, a predicted model, not a curated record